This is a messenger RNA of Closterium sp. Yama58-4, 4404 nucleotides long. NCBI's taxonomy places the organism in Eukaryota, Viridiplantae, Streptophyta, Zygnematophyceae, Desmidiales, Closteriaceae. The record is from the annotation of a GenBank genome assembly.
AUGAGGGCCGGCUUGUUCGCAACUGGUUCUCCCAUGGCCGCCGGCCCGUCGGGCGGCGCGUCGUACUUCCCCGCGUCCUGGUCCACCGGCACCUUCAAAGGCCCCCCUGCCGCCACCGCCGCCACCGCCGCCACGUCAUCCGUGGGGACCGUGCCGCCGAAAUCAGGGUCGCAUCCAUCGUUUGCCCCGUGGCGAAGACGGAGCGAGAGCGUGGGGAAUAUGGACUUGAUCGCGGCCCCCAGCUCCAUCUUCCUGCCUCGCAGCACCAGCGAUUGUUUCGACGUCGCGAACGUGUCGCAGCUGGGUAGGUCGGGAAUGUCAGCCGUCGCAGCAGCCGUCGCAGCAGUGGACGGCUACGGCCCGAUCGAUCAGCGGUACGGGCCUAGUGUCGCCAACGUACCUCGCAGCCGCGACGGCAGCGGCAGGCAAUUAGCCUUGGAGGAGUUACCGCAGCGUCCUGUGAGCGCAUCCGCGGAAUGUUCGGGGUCGGCAUCGAGAUUGUCGCGGGGUUCGCCACCUCAAGUCCAGCGGCCGGUCUCUCCGCCGUCUUUCACUCCCCCCAUCCCCGUCGCGGAGCCCGUCUCUCCCGAUACAGCAGAACCCGAUAUUAGCUUUCAGGCUCCGUACGCUGACGUGGCGCCUGCCGUGGUUGGCGCUGUCGGCGUGCAACGGCUGUCGCUGCAGGUGAACCGGCUGGAGGUCCACACAGACGGUCUCGGCAGCCGAGAUGGCAGUCCACGUGGCAGCUGCGGAAGCCCAGCUAGCAGCUGCGGCGUCAGUCCACGUGCCAGCUGGUCAGGCAGUCCGCAAGGCAGCUUCUUCGGCAGUCCACGUGGCGACAGCCACGGUGGCACGCAGCUGAACAGCAGGCAGAGCAGCAGGGAAACCAGUCCCAAAGAUCUUCAGGAGAUUAACUCCUUCGAGACAAACCACUUCCCGGCGGGGAGAGUAGGCAGCCGCGCGGGAAGCCACGCGAGCAGCGUCGCGCACAGUGUGUCGGGGAGUGUCGUGAGCAGUCCGAGGGGCGUCAGCUGUGGCUACAGUGCCUCCUGGGAGCUGCCUGGCGCCGGCGAUAUCAUCCGCUCCCCCUUCGCGCCGCCCUCGGCGCAGACGGCGCGCAGCAGCGGGCAGCCGACCAUUCAGGAGCUUCUAGAUGCGCUUAAAGCCAUCAGCCUGGACGCCGCGCUCGAAAGCGCCGCCGCUGCCGUCGCCGCGGCGACUGCUGCGGCCGUCGCGUCGAUGCCGCCCGGCGUGUCGAUCCCCCUGCCAGCCCUUUCCCCGUCCGCGUUAUUAGCCCCGAUUGGGGUCCAAAUAGCGGGGGAGGGCGAGGGGUUGGGGCGCAGGCUGAGCGGCGGGUUGGACGGCGCGAGUCGGCCGGGAUCGCCGCUAGCGCCGGUGCUGGAGGUGCCGCACGAGGAGGAGCGCAGCUGGGAUCCCCCGCCCGCCCCCGCUGCGGUGGGUUGUAGCGACGACGGCGCGGACGACAGUCCCUUGGGAUCGCCGAUUCUAGGGUUAGGCGGGCGCGCGUUUUCGGAGAACGGGAGGGGGACGGGCGGCGGGAGGGCGGAAGAUCUGCGGAAGAGCCGCAGCGUGAGCGGCGGGGAGCGCGUUGGGACGGAGGUUGUGAAUUUCCACGCGGCAUCUCCGCUGGUGGGCGCGCGUGCCGCGGAGGGGGAGCUGGCCGUGCGCGCGCAGCACCAGCGCGCAGGCGAGCAGCGCGCGGGCGAGCAGCAGGCGCUCUCUUCCGCGGUGUGCAGCGCGUUCAGCAGCCGCAGCACGUCCGCGGACGGCGGGUCGGAGGAGAACGACCCCCUGGGGGACCUUCCAGGCAGCUUCGCGAGCCGUCUGGGUGGCGGGACCGCAGCUAACGGGCAUCCUGGCGGGCAGGGAGCGCGGGAGGCAGGCGCAGGGGCUAGCGGGGGGGUGGGGGGAUCCCCGCGGCUUUCCGCGCGUGCGGUUUUCCCGCCUUCGUUUUCGUUAAGCCACUAUCUGCAAGACGACGACGACGGGGAACCGCUGGAGGAGGGGGAGGGAGAGGGGGAGGGGGAGGGGGAGGAUGGGGCAAUGGGUGUGCGGAAAGUGCGGGAAGCGGGGGAGAAGGGGGGAAUGGGAGAGAGGGGGAAAGGGGCCGAGGAUGGAGAGAGGUGGGGAAAGGAGGCAGACGAGGCGCAGGAGGCGGAAAACGGAAGUGGGGGCAGAGGGGCGCGGAGGGACAGAGAUAGGCGUGGUGUCGCGGGCGAGGGGGCGAGGGAGGCAGGCGGACGAGGGGGGAGGAGAGGGGACAUAAGAGCGGAAAAGCAGAGCAGCAGCGGGACCCAUAGGGCAGAUCUUGGAGCUUCAAGCCCUGGCCGCGUUAUGGUCAACAGCGACAGUAUUGGCAGCAGUAGCAGCAGCAGCAGCAGUGGCAGCAGCAGCAGCAGUGGCAGUAACAGCAGCAAUAGCAUCCCCGUGCUGAGUCCAUCGAGCAGCAUGGACGUGGGCGGCGAGGGGCAGGGGGACACGCCCUGGGCGGAUUAUGGGGAUGACAGCCGCAGGACCGCUCGUGCUGCUGCUGCUGCUGCCGCUGCUGUUAGUGCUGCUGAUGCUGCUGGCGCUGGCGAGCAAGUGAGGGGCGGAGAGGGCGCAGUGGAGGGGGAAAUGGGGGUGGUUGCGGAGGCGAAGGGCGCGGGCGCGGAGGGCGCGAGUGCAAGGGCUCCGCACGUGUGGAAGGCGGGGCCUGGGCGGGGGGAGAGGCGGAGGAGCUUUGACGUGCGCGCGCUGCGGAAACCGGAGGAGGGGGAGGCGGAGCAGAGGCGCGAGGGCGGGAGGAGCGGGCGCGGGGAGAGUUGGGCGGAGGUGGACUGGCUGGGGCUAGAGUUUGGCGCGUGGCGGGGGGAGGACCUGGGCGGAUUCACGUGGGAGGAAGCGGAGGCUGUGUGGGUGGUGGAGAGGGCGGGGGGGAAGACGACAGGGGGAGGGGGGAGUGGCGGGGAACUGGUGAAGGGGGAAGGGGUGAUUGUGGGGGGGCAGGUGAGGGGACAUAUGGGAAGCAAUGGGGGACAGGAGAAGGUGACAGAUGGGGUUGGUGACCUGGGAAAGGGGAGGGAGGGGAGGGAAGGGGAAGAAGAAGUGAAGGCGGGCAUGGGCGGCCGUGGGGAGGAGGGUGGGGAGGCAAGUGGAAGGGGAUUGGAGCUUGGGGGGAGUGGGGCAGGAGAGAGUGAUGGGAAAAGAGGCGAUAGCAUGAGAAAAGGUGCAGGAAGGUGCGAGGAUGUGCAAAGCGGUGGCAGUGUAGAGAAGGAGAAAGAGGUGGCGGUGGGGGGAGCAGCGAGGGGCAGACGAGCGAGGGCGCUGUUCCCGACGUGUGUGUCGUUGAGCCACUACCUGCGCGACCCCUCCCAGCCUGACGACGACGAGCCCCUGGAGGACGUGGCGCACCAUGGGGGGGCGGGCGCGCAUGGGCAGCAGGGCGCGCAUGGGGGGCGCAUGGAGGAGGCACAGCAGGGGGAGGGGGAGGGGGAGGGGAGGAGAGAGGGAGAGGGUUUAGUGAUGGUUACGGGGCGAGAGGGAAGUGCAAGCGGAGGGGCGGACAGGCCGGGGUUGAACCAGGGGGCCGGUGUGCUGCCUGCUCGUGCCCGUGCCCCUGCCAGCCUCCGUUUCUCACCCUCCAAGCCGCCUCGCCCAUCCCCAUCUCCUCCCUCCCAUGCCGCCCCGCCUCCCCCCUUUGCUCCUGCUGCUGCUGCUGCUGCUGAUGGUGGUGCUCCUGCGCUCCCAUCACUGCCCACGCCGCUCCCACCGUCCCCCCCGCCUGCUGCUGCUGCUGCAUCCGUGUGGGCCUCUCCCGGGGUCUGUGUGGCCCACAUGGACGCGUUUCUCAGAAACUUCCUGGAUCUUUCAGCCACGCCUUUCCUCUCACUCGCACUGCCCUCGGCCACCAUCGUGAGCUGUAACGAUGCCACGUGUCACACACUGGGAUGGCCACGUCAGCAGCUGCUCUCCCACAAGCUGGCCUCUCUGCUCGUUCAGAAUCAACCACAGCAGCAAGGGCAAGCCCAUGAGGAAGAGCAACGGCAGGAGGACCUGAUGCAGACCGAGGGUGGGGAGCAGGAAGCGGAUAUGGGACUCAGGGAUAGAGCGAUGGGGGUGCGGCAGCAGGCAAACUCCUCCUUGGAUUCCUGGUUGGCGGCUAUCACGCGCACUGGGGUUGGGGAGGGCCCCCUUACAGUCACUCUCACCCGACCCAAUGGGUUGGCUGCUGUGCGUGCCACUCUCUUUGCUGCCACCCUGCACCCCUGCUCUCCGCCCUCCCAUCCCUCUCAACCAUUCCACUCUGCGGGAGCAGGCAGCGAUGGUGGUGGUGGUGCAGCAGCAGCAGCAGCAGCAGCAGGGGAGGCGACGGUGGGCAUCAUGCUGCAGGUGCUGCCAUGA